AUGUCGGAACAAGAGGCGCCGGAACAUCAAAUUGUGCUUUUUGUAAAAGCCGGCAGCGAUCGAGAAUGCAUAGGCUGCUGCCCCUUCUCGCAGGGCCUCUUCAUGAUGCUCUGGCUCAAAGGAUCCGUAUUCAACGUGACUACGGUCGACAAGGAUAGCAAGCCGAAAGAACUCGCUGAUAUUGCGCCCGGGACCUCUACUCCGUUUAUUCUCUUUAAUAACGAAGUCGUCACCGAUCCGCCCAAAAUUGUUGAAUUCCUUGAAGCUCAACUUCAACCACCAAAGUACCCAAAUUUGAUGCCAGUCAAUCCAGAAAGCAUGCUCGCUGGCUUCGAAAUCUUCGCCAAGUUUUCCGCGUGGAUCAAGGCUAAAUUCGACAGCCCAAAUUAUGAAACCCUGGAAAAGCGAUUCCUGACACAUUUGGCCAAAUUUGAUGCCUUUUUGAAAAUGAACUCCGACCGAAGAUUCAUCGAUGGAAAUACGAUGACUGCUGUUGACUGCAACAUCUUACCAAAGUUGCACAUUGCUAUUGUUGUUGCGAAAGCCUUGAGACAGUUGGAUAUUUGUCAACAAUACACUGGAAUCGCGCAAUACAUGGCGAAUGCUGCUCAACAUGCUGAAUUCUCCCAAACCUGUGCGCAGAACGACGAAAUCAUCUGGUCCUACGGAGGUCCAAAGCCAAAACUCAAGAACUAA
Molecule: messenger RNA, 696 nt
Organism: Oikopleura dioica
Lineage: Eukaryota; Metazoa; Chordata; Appendicularia; Copelata; Oikopleuridae
Source: the annotation of a GenBank genome assembly